GGUUUACAUUUCCAUACUCUCAGCGAGUCCACUGACUCAUUCUAUCUGAUCAUCUGAGUACGAGCUCGGCACUAUCUCCAUUCUCUGCUCGCUCUUUUUUCUCUGCCUUCUCUUUCUCCCUCUUCUGUAAAUGCAUCACUAAUCUGAGAAAGAAGGACCAAAGCCAAGCCAUGUCUUCUUCAAUGAAAGAAAGUCACGCCACCACCGCCUUUUAGGCAUACCCAACAACUACCAUACACACAAAAAAAGGAAAAAAAAACCAGUUUUAGGUUUCAAAUUCUCUAUUCACAAAAAUUGUCUUUUUUUUUUUUACCAGCAAACACUACCAAACCCACUUCUCAAAGCUUUCUUUACUUGGGUUUGUUUUGUUAGAUUGAUGUCGAAAAAGGGUAUUUUUUAGUUUUGUUAGCCUAACUACCUUCCUUAGACUGCGUUUAGUGUUAAAAAUGGGUUGUGCACAGUCGAGAAUAGAGAAUGAGGAGUCUGUUUCGAGAUGUAAGGAACGGAAAAUCUUGAUGAAAGACGCCGUAGUUGCUAGAAACGCCUUCGCCGCUGGCCAUUCUGGCUACGCCGUAGCGUUGAAGAACACUGGCGCCGCCUUGAGUGAUUACGCCCAUGGUGAAACUGAGGAGCCGCCACAGCUUCACCCACAUCACCAUCAACAGGACAUGGAAGCCACUUCGGAACCGCCGCCGCCGCCUCCUCCUCCGCUCGAUAAUCUUCCCCCGCCGCCGCCUCCUCUUCCCAAUUUCUCGCCCAGCCCGCAGCUCAAGCGCGCUACGAGCUUGCCAGAGAUCCCUACGAUGCAUCGGAAACCCGGACGCAAAAAUCAUUCCCUCGCCAUUGCUGAAGAGGAUGAGGAAGAAGAAGAAGAGGACGAAGAGCGGAGCCAAGUUAUACACCGAGCGCGGGGCCCGCGAAAUGGUGCCCAGAAAGUGGUGCAGUCGUCUUCGUCGUCGUCGCCGUCACGUACCCCAAAGUUGAUGAAGUCGGUGCCGCCGAUGCCGGAGUCGAAGGGCAUGGCAUGGGAUUAUUUUUUCAAUGUAGAGAAUAUGCCUGGAUCCUUGGGUGCAGAGAAUGAAAAUGGGGCUGAGAACGACGAGCAUGAUACUAUGGAUUUUGACGAAGCUGAGAAUGUGAACGGUGGGGGAGUUAGGAUCGAUGAGGUUGAGCCUAAGACGCCUGAGAAGGUGGAGGAUAAGCCACAGGAGGCGGUGGAGUUGGUUUUGCCGAAGCCGAUUGAGCAUUCGCAUACGGCUCCGCCGGAGUUUAGGAGAGCUGUAAAAGAGGCUUCGACUUCGAGUGUGAGCUUGAUACAUGUAUUGGGUCAGAUUGAUGAUAAUUUCUUAAGGGCCUCGGAGGGUGCUCAGGAGGUUUCGAAGAUGCUUGAGGCCACUCGACUACACUAUCACUCCAAUUUCGCAGACAAUCGAGGACAUAUAGAUCAUUCUGCCAGGGUUAUGCGGGUCAUUACAUGGAAUAGGUCAUUCAAAGGCAUACCCAAUGGAGAUGGUGGGAAAGAUGAUUUUGAUUCAGAAGAGUACGAAAGUCAUGCCACAGUUUUGGAUAAGUUGUUAGCUUGGGAAAAGAAACUCUACGAUGAAGUUAAGCAAGGCGAGUUAAUGAAGCUAGAAUAUCAAAGAAAGGUUUCUAUUCUGAACAAGCAGAAGAAACGUGGGGCCAGUGCUGAAUCUUUGGAAAAAACUAAAGCGGCUGUUAGUCAUUUGCACACAAGAUAUAUUGUUGACAUGCAGUCCAUGGAUUCUACAGUUUCAGAAGUAAAUCGGUUACGUGAUGAGCAGUUAUACCCAAAGCUUGUUAGUCUCGCUAAUGGGAUGGCAAAAAUGUGGGAAACUAUGUGCGCUCACCACGAAAGUCAGCUGAAGAUUGUUACAGAGCUGAAGGCCCUUGACCUUGCUAAUGCUCCAAAAGAAACAACCAAGCACCACCAUGACCGUACCAUCCAACUUUUUAAUGUUGUCCAAGACUGGAAUUCACAAUUUGAUAAGCUUGUGACUUAUCAAAAACAAUAUAUUCAGGCUCUUAACAGUUGGUUAAAGUUGAAUCUCAUUCCUAUUGAAAGCAGCUUAAAAGAGAAAAUCUCAUCCCCACCAAGAGUCCCAAGUCCACCAAUUCAAGCUCUUCUCCAUCAAUGGCACGACUUGAUUGAAAAGCUUCCAGAUGAAGUUGCCAAAUCUGCCAUUUCAUCCUUCGCUGCUGUGAUAAAGACCAUAAUACUUUAUCAGGAUGAAGAAAUGAAGCUAAAGGAGAAGUGCGAGGAGACUCAGAAGGAGUACCUUCGCAAACGUCAGGUAUUUGAGGAAUGGCAUCAGAAGUACACACAGCGGAGGGGGCCUGAAGAAACAGAUCCUGAAAGAGGUGAGGAUGCAAAUGCCAAGGAUCCCAUCUGGGAGAAACAGUUCGCAGUUGAGAGCCUGAAGAAGAGGUUAGAUGAUGAAGUUGAAGCUCACCAGAGACAUUGUCUCCAGGUGAGAGAAAAGUCACUUGGGGGCCUGAAAAAUCGAUUGCCUGAGCUUUUCCGUGCCAUGUCAGACUACUCUCAUGCCUGUGUGGAGGGCUACGAAAAGCUGAGGUCAAUUACAAAAUCACACAAAUUAAAUGGUGGUCCGCAAGCAUAAGCUCCAACUCUCCUGGGAUAGUUUAUCCAACCUGUAUCUUAUUUAAUAAAUAGAUAGCUUUUGCAUGAGACACAGAAAAUGUUUUUUAAUCCGGAGGUUGUGGAAAUUUUUGUUGUCACUGGGCUACUUUAGCCUUCCACAUACAAAGUCAAAAUCGUAGGCAAGUCUUGUGUGACUCUCAGAAAUGUUGGAUGUAAUUUUUGUGGUCACUCUUCUGUUUAAACACUUUUGUUUUAACUAGCUAGUAGCUAAUGUUAAAUGUGCUAUUUAAUUUAAAGACCUUCAA
Molecule: messenger RNA, 2925 nt
Organism: Humulus lupulus (European hop)
Lineage: Eukaryota; Viridiplantae; Streptophyta; Magnoliopsida; Rosales; Cannabaceae
Product: protein ROLLING AND ERECT LEAF 2
Exons: 4
Coding region: 447-2639 (730 amino acids)
Source: RefSeq, a predicted model, not a curated record